UCUUGCGCUCUUUCAGCAAAACAAAAAUGAAAAAGAUAAUUCUAUUCCUGCGCCCCGCGGACCAACUUGAAAAACAUAUUUCCUCUUUGCUCGUGCUAACCGUUGACUCUAUGCAACUAAGCGCCAUCUCUCACUAAAUCCGUCCCUGAAGACUGAAGCUGAUUUUCACAGUUUUUGCUGCCUACAAUUCUAUUUUAGUACCUUAGUUCUCAGAUCUACAAUUACAAAGCAUGGAAGCUUCCGAUGAUGCAAAUUCUGAAAGGAUGGAAGGCUCGGGUGAACCUUCUAAGGGAAAUAGAAAAAGAGGUCGACCUCCUCAACCUUCAGAAGGCGAUCGAAAUUCAAGGAAGAGAGUCACUGAUAAACAAUCUCGGCAAGAGAACAGGGAAGUAAUCGUGGGACUUACGAAGAUAGCACCGGUUCUCAAACAACUAGUGGAAGCGGUAUCCAACAACAAUCUAAGCGAGGAUGCCAUCGAGAGAUUUAAGGAAGUAGCACCGGCGCUUUCGCAACUAGAGGAAUCGCUUAGGCAAAGCAAUCCAGGGGAGUUGAUGAUUCAGAUCAGACAGAGUGCUCAAGAGACAAAGGACGCGGUGACAGAAUUAAGGGAAGUAGUGCCACUUCUUCAACUGUUGCAAAAUGAUGGGCAGAAUCUUACACAAAACUUAAAGGCCGUGAUCGAUGGAUCAGUGGCGUCGGCUAUGGCCCACGUAGUGCCCCAAAUAGUGUCGUUGGUUAACGGAUGCCAAACAAUGGUCGUGAUACCAAAUAAUCAGCAUAUUACGGAGGCAGCUGAAGCGACAGCAUUUGCUAAACAGGUAAUGGCGCCGGUUAUGCCCGAACACGAUACAACGGUCACGAUGCCAAAUGAUCAGAAUAUUAUACAGACAGAUCAAGGAAUGCCAUUGGUUGAACAGCAAAAUAACGAAAGUGACUUGCUUUUAACUGAUGAGUAUCAAAAUGAAAGUAUUGUAGGCAUGGUAGCCAACUUACGAUCAAGUUCAAGUCCAACAGCGCAUUUCAUGGAAAACUUGGCAACUAGUGAGCCUAUUACUGAAAUUUCUAACAAUUCUGAUCAGAAUGGUGAAAGUUUUGAUGAUGAGCAAGUGAAUGAUUUUUUUGAGCAAUGUGAUGGCAAUGGCAAUGUCAAGAGACAAGUACAGUAUUCAGACUUCAACGGAUUAGAAGAGGAAUUGGGCAAACUUGGGCACAAUCAUUUUCCUUCUUCUCUUGCUCCUAUAGCUAAGAAAAUCAAGGAGGCGCAUGGUAAUAUUACUGAAACUAGCAAUCAGAGCGACUGUGCAGCUUACCCUACUAUUAUUAUGUUCUACGCCUCAAUAAAAGAGAUGAAUGAGCUGAAAGAUCUCGAGGAUGUUUCUGAGUCUAAAUUGGGAAAGUGGAGAGAUGUAAUCCUUGAUGCCCAGCAAAUCAAACUCAAUGUGCAAUUUGCCAUGGUACACUUGAAGAAAAUUGCUCUUGCUUAUUUUGGUUCAAAAGCUUCUGAUUCAAAGCUUUCUGAUAAAGAGAAGAGAUUAAAGGCUGAAUUGGAUGCAGUGAGAAAGAAAGUUCAACUGCGUCAACAAUGUCUAGAUCAAGCAGCAUAUUUCAGUGACAAACCUCUUAACACUGAUCUCUUCUAAGUCUCAUAAUCAUUGUUGUGUUUAUUUAUGUAUUUAAAUUGAGUGUAGUCAAAGGAAAGGAGGGAAGAGACGAUUUCAACUACUAUUGGUAAUGACUUAUGUAUUCAAGUUUUUGGUUUUAAAUCUCAUGAACUUCCCCAAAAUAUUCACUUUCUCUUUUGUCAACAA
This is a messenger RNA of Durio zibethinus, 1808 nucleotides long. NCBI's taxonomy places the organism in Eukaryota, Viridiplantae, Streptophyta, Magnoliopsida, Malvales, Malvaceae. The record is from RefSeq and is a predicted model, not a curated record.